Messenger RNA from Saccharomycopsis crataegensis, 1695 nucleotides. It is a transcript of the gene PXP1, whose product is annotated as putative indolepyruvate decarboxylase family protein. The record is from RefSeq and is a predicted model, not a curated record. The transcript has 2 exons. NCBI's taxonomy places the organism in Eukaryota, Fungi, Ascomycota, Saccharomycetes, Ascoideales, Saccharomycopsidaceae. The coding region runs from base 1 to 1695 and encodes 564 amino acids. Gene Ontology annotation, molecular function: catalytic activity; magnesium ion binding; thiamine pyrophosphate binding. Gene Ontology annotation, biological process: fatty acid alpha-oxidation. Gene Ontology annotation, cellular component: peroxisome.
AUGAGUACUGGAGCAGAAGUUAUCGCCCAAUCCCUCAAGAACCUUGGAGUGGAGGUUGUAUUUGGGCUUGUGGGAAUCCCGGUUAUUGAAGAAACCACUCAAGCUAAAGGUAUUAAAUUUAUAGGGUUUCGAAAUGAACAAGCAGCGUCGUACGCUGCCUCGGUGUAUGGUUAUUUAACUGGUCGUCCGGGAGUGCUAUUGGUGGUGGGAGGUCCGGGGAUCAUCCACGCCAUGGCGGGGAUUUUCAAUUCUCAGAUCAAUUGUUGGCCUUUGAUGAUCCUUGGUGGGUCUGUGGAUAACAGUACUAGAUAUAAGGGUGGGUUCCAAGAGCUUGACCAGCUUGCAGUUGUGAAACAAUUCACAAAGUUCCAAGCCCGUCCCAAUGGCGGAGAAGACAUUGGGAGGUUGAUGACUAAAGCCUACCGGUACGCGAUGUUUGGUCAGCCAGGUUGUAGCUACAUUGAUUUCCCAGGGGAUUUAAUCCAAAAGAAAAUGGAUCAUCACCAAGAUCUUGAGGAAAUGGGGGAGUUCUUCCAAGAGGUUCCAAAAUCGCUUGGUGAUCCCAACAAGUUGAGAGAUGUGGUGGCUGCUAUUAAGACAGCGAAGUUCCCAUUGGUGAUUAUUGGUAAAGGUGCUGCUUAUGGUGAUGCAUCAAAAGAAUUGUCGAAGUUUAUUGAAAAGCAUCAAUUGCCAUUCAUUGCCACCCCGAUGGGGAAAGGGGUAGUCAGUGACUAUUGCCAGUAUAAUGUAUCAUCGGCAAGAUCUAUGGCAUUGAAGAUGGCUGAUGUGGUUUUGGUAUUUGGGGCAAGACUCAAUUGGAUUUUACAUUUUGGUAGCUCUAGGAAGUUCAGUCCUCGUGUAAAAUUGAUCCAAGUGAACAACCACGCCGAGGAAAUUGGUGAAAACUACCAAAAUUUGGGAAACAUGGGGCUAGGAUUGUUGGGAGAUAUCAAGAAGAUCGCGAAGCAAUUGCUCGAUGAUACUGGUUUACAAGACUACAAAUUUGGACCUAUCCCUGAAGCGAUUGUCACAAAAAUUCACACCAACAACAGGUUGGUGGCCCUCAAGGAAGAUGUCGCUUCUAUGAAGAAUGGGUAUUUAAACUACCAUGUUGUGUAUAGAGCAAUGAGGGAGUUUUUAAUAACCAGGAAACUCCAAGACUCGACCAUUUUGGUGUCUGAAGGGGCCAACACUAUGGAUAUUUCCCGAGUGUCGUUCCCGAUUACCGUUGCCAAACACCGUCUUGAUGCUGGCACCAACUCUACCAUGGGAGUAGGAUUGGGUUAUUGUAUUGCCUCCAAACUUGCCAAACCUUGGUGCCAUGUGUUGGCGAUCGAAGGUGAUUCGGCAUUUGGGUUUUCUGGCAUGGAGAUUGAAACUGCGGUACGUUAUAACUUGCCAAUGAUAAUUGUGGUAAUGAACAACAGCGGUAUUUAUCAUGGGAAUGUCGAGACGCUGGCAGAUGUCAAAAAGCCUAUUGAAUUAUCCAAAGAUACAAGAUAUGACCUUAUGGCGGAAUCUUUAGGAGCAAAGGGUUACUUUGUCAACACUCUUGCUGAAUUGGAUGGCGCAUUGAAUGAAUGUUUUGGGAUCAAUAAGGUCAAAGUGAACUUGAUCAAUGUGAUCAUUGAACCGGGUGAACAAAAGAAGGUGGCAUUCAACUGGCAGCAAAGCCAACAGGAAGCAAAAUUGUGA